AUGUUGAUUCCUCUUCUAUCUAGCUGCAUAGCAACCGCAGUAACAACCACUAACUCUGCCUGGACGUUCCUAACCUACACGACUAAUACCCGCCAGCCGACUCCUUUACCGCUGGCUCCGAGGACCUGGUCCAACUGUUCAACUUAUACGGAGUACAUUGCGCCGGUGCGGAAUACCUUGAUAAUCAACUCGUGCUAUAUCGUGGCAAGCAUUUAUGACACGGACGUGACAGACUUUGUCUCAUGGAAUCUAUCUCUCUCCUAUAACGAGAAUGAUCCCAACACCUGCCAACUGAAACUAGGAUAUUAG
This is a messenger RNA of Aspergillus ochraceoroseus IBT 24754, 309 nucleotides long. RefSeq lists its product as uncharacterized. The record is from RefSeq and is a predicted model, not a curated record. The transcript is spliced from 2 exons. Lineage: Eukaryota; Fungi; Ascomycota; Eurotiomycetes; Eurotiales; Aspergillaceae. Bases 1 to 309 code for a protein of 102 amino acids.